AUGGUCUCUGUCACGUGUCGACGAGCUAGCGUGCAUGCGCCGACAUCGAUGUUCAUAGCUUCAUCCAUAGCAACCAUAUCGAUUACCCGCACAACAUCCCACACCUCAGUCGCGUGCUCUAUACCCGUGCCCAGCACCUCCCCUCGCUCCAUCAUCAGCAUCUGGCCAAGCCUCACCUCUGCGCGCUCCCGACACACCCGGCGCACAGCGCCCCAACCUCAAGCAGCCAUGGUCCUCGGCCGCCUCGCCCACUACACCUUCGACGCCGUCCUCGUCUCCGCCUUCCUCGCUGGCGUAAAGCGAUCAACAGGUCUCACUCCCAGCCUGAAGCCCGACACGUUCAGCGAAUCGCCCUCGAUCAAGAAGUGGAUUGAGAAUUACCUCUGGGUGGGGGAGACGAUUAUGGAUCAGAGUGUCGCGGUUAUGAGUUCGAGUGGGUAUUUUGAGAGGAAGAGGUGA
Fulvia fulva is the source of this 459-nucleotide messenger RNA. RefSeq lists its product as uncharacterized. The record is from RefSeq and is a predicted model, not a curated record. Gene Ontology annotation, cellular component: cytoplasm. The transcript is spliced from 3 exons. Lineage: Eukaryota; Fungi; Ascomycota; Dothideomycetes; Mycosphaerellales; Mycosphaerellaceae. The coding region runs from base 1 to 459 and encodes 152 amino acids.